Molecule: messenger RNA, 1470 nt
Organism: Acaulospora colombiana
Lineage: Eukaryota; Fungi; Glomeromycota; Glomeromycetes; Diversisporales; Acaulosporaceae
Source: the annotation of a GenBank genome assembly
AUGGCAUCCGUGCUUCCCAGUCUUUGCAUCCGAGAGAUACUUCUCGACCUAGAUGGUGAUUGGGCAACUCUGCAUGCCUGUGCACUAAUAAAUCGGCAUUGGUGUUUAUCAUCCAUUCAAGAAAUUUGGAGGAACCCUUUUUGUCUUGAUCGUGCAAAAGAAUCACGCCACAUUCGACUGAUCACCACCUACAUCAAAUGUCUACCUCGGUCAUAUCAAGAGAUGAUGGGUGUGGUUGCUACCACGCCUUGUGCUUUCAACUACUUUAGAUUCCUCUCCCAUCUGAACCCCGAGAAAAUUCGAAUUAGCAUAAAACUUUGGGCGGAAGCUAAUAAAAAUAAGUUGGAGGAUGCGUUGUUUGGAAUUUUAUGUCAGCAAUUCAUCAGUCACUCAAGUAUUGAGAGUGUCCAUUUAGCCAGCUCACGGAUAGUAAACAUAUUUGAACUUCCUGGUGCCGAAACCAGUUUGGCGAGAAUUCGAAAAUUCGAAUGUUACGGAAGUUCACCGGAGUUAUUGACCUCUGCUGCCAGGAUAUCCAAGGACAUUUAUCAAUUCAAACUUUCGCUCACCAGUGAAAUGAAUUUUGCGGCGCAAUUGAUAAGAGCGCAACGUAAGGUUCGGAAAGUUUCGAUCGGAUGUUGUGAAAAAGGAUUUCAUGCAAUUUUUGAUAGUAUCGCGAUGCACGCAGGAUCGAUGGUUUCCCUUCGACUCAGCUCGAUAGAUUUCAGAACACCUUUUUCGCUAAAUGCCCUCGACAAUUUUCGAGGUCUCGAAGAAUUAGAAUUUGACUAUUGCAAAUCUUUCUCGGUAACGAUAGGCGAGUUCAGUCCUUCGUCGUUCACCAGAAUCAACAAACUGUCGGUGACGAUGUGCAAGCAAUUCCCCACGGAAUUCCUGACACACGUCUUCAGUCAGUCCAAGGAAAGGGUGCGACAUGUGGAACUGAUAGGUAUAAAACAUUUCCGUGAGGUCAUAGAGAGUUGUAUCAGUAAUUGUCGGAAGAUGACAAAAUUUAGGGCAUCGAUUGAUGCAUCGCGAGGACAAUGCGUAAUUGAUUUAUUGAAAAAUUGCGUGAUGAUGGAGGACGUUCAUCUCGAAGAUGCAAAGUUGGUGCACAAUUCGUUUCCGUCAUUAUUUCUCAUACCUUCGACGAUCGAUGGAAACGAGUUUCUUAAGGAGUUGGGAAAAGUGAUGCCAUCAACGGUACACACAUUUAGGUACAAUUUGAAUUGGAAUUUUGACCCCGAAAGUUUAAAAGAAUUUUUUGACAAUUGGGGGAUCAAAAGAUUGAGAAUGCUGGACUUUAACCUGUGCAAUUUCAUUUCUGACGAACAUUUGGAGGUGGUGUGCCAAUGCCUUGGCGAAGGAAGGUUGGGGAUGAUGAUUUUACAGGGGAUCAAUGUUUCGGAACGAUGUAUCAAAGAGGCGAGUAAAGAGAUCGGAAAUAUCCUGUGUUCGGAGAAAUUUUAA